Molecule: messenger RNA, 1836 nt
Organism: Pseudocercospora fijiensis CIRAD86
Lineage: Eukaryota; Fungi; Ascomycota; Dothideomycetes; Mycosphaerellales; Mycosphaerellaceae
Exons: 3
Coding region: 1-1146 (381 amino acids)
Source: RefSeq, a predicted model, not a curated record
AUGAUCUCGUCACUUUGCUGCAUCUUUGCCGCGCUGAUUGUGCUGUCGAAGGCAUGCUUUGGAGUUCGAACCUAUUUCUACGUUGGCGGCCAUUACGUGAAUGCCACUCUACCGGGAGCCAACACCACAGGACAGUACAUGGUCGGUCAAAUCUACGUUGAGAAACUUCUGCCUCGAGAAACCACAAAGCAAUACCCAAUCAUCUUCAUAUCCGGCAAUGGACAGACGUCGACAAAUUUUCUGAACACACCUGACGGACGCGAAGGCUGGGCAUCAUAUUUCCUGGGGCAGGGUUACGCUAUAUACCUCACGGAUCAAAGCUCAAGAGGACGCUCGUUCUUUCUGCCAGGCGGCAGUGAUCUCACAGCUUUUUCAACAGCGCAAGAAGAGUCGCUCUUCACUGCACCUGAGAAGCAGAAGCCACUACCUUACCCUCAAGCAGCUUUGCACACACAAUGGCCCGGGGCUGGUCUUGCAGGCGAUCCUAUCUUUGAUGCCUUCUAUGCGAGCCAGGUCCAGGCCUUGUCGAACGGAAAAUUGCAAGUACUUUAUAACAAUGUCUCUUACAAUGCUCUCUUGGACAAGAUCGGGCCUAGUUUCGUUAUCACGCACUCACAGUCUGGACCGUACGGCUUCUCGCUUGCUGAUACCAGGCCGGAGCUCGUCAGAGGUCUCAUAUCGUUGGAACCACAAGGUCCACCGAUCGAGAAUUGGAAUGGACCGCCAUUUCAAUCUGGUUACAGCACUACCGGCGGCGCCCGCUCGUACGGUCUGACUGCUGUACCGGUGCAUUACGAUCCCUCAGUCUCUAGCGCUGCCGAGUUGGACAUCGAGCUAGUAGCAGCCAGAAACUCCAAUUCGUCGAAAUGCUACAGACAAGUUGAACCAGCGCGGCAGCUUGUGAACAUUGCCAAAGUGCCCAGCCUCCUUUUGACAAGCGAGUGUAGCUAUCAUACGGUAUACGACUACUGCACGGUCGAGUGGGCGAGACAGGCUGGAGUUAAGAUGGACCAUGUGCCGUUGGAGACGGUGGGAAUUCAUGGCAAUGGCCAUUUCUUAUUUUUGGAGAAGAAUAAUCUGGAGAUCGCAGCGAAAGUUGUCUCGCCGUGGCUCGAGAAGCUUGGGGUUUCGAACUCGACUUCGUAGAUCUUGCUCAUAUAUCGACAGAAUACUGUGUCGGAUCUUUGUGGCGCGGUAGCUUUCUCGUGAAUCCCUCCUCUCCUCUCAUCAGCAUAUUGACGUCUCUCGCGCCCAUUUCGCGAUGGGAUAUCGUGCGCAGCAACAUCUUGGUUUGCUGCGCUGACCGUACGUGCCGCUUCCUUUCCCUCGAAUGCUACCUCCAGGCUCGUUUCGACGUUUCCAAUGCGCGAUGAUGGUAGUGAGAAGCAAUGCCUCAUCCAUUCCACCCACUGACCAUCGUCAUUCCUGGCUCUCCGUCCACCACGUCUAAUCCUCAUACGCGUUGCUCGAAGCUAUCCUCUCAAAGCGCUUUCCUGAUGUCUUUCGCUCUAGUCUCGACAUAGAAGCCAGGAUCUGGUCUUCGCAACUCUUUCAUCUCCGUCUUGCUCAAAGGUGAGUCCACUUCCUGCACAUCGACGAGCUCUUUGAUUGCAAAUAUCUGUCCAGCGGCGUGUCUGGAGACUGGUUGGUAUACUGUUGUCAAGCGCUUCUUGAGGCCGAGCGCGUAGAGGACUCCGGAAGUCUUUUUCGGUAGACCAAUUGCUGAGCGCAGGAGCGUGAUGCGGAAGUAUGCCAUAUUUGAUCUGGGAGUGUAGGCUCUCUUGUGCGAUUCGAUGAUGUCGUGGUGACUGCUGUCAGCGAUCUCGAUAGAUUGUG